This is a messenger RNA of Macadamia integrifolia, 2732 nucleotides long. RefSeq names its product BTB/POZ domain-containing protein NPY1. Gene Ontology annotation, molecular function: protein binding. The record is from RefSeq and is a predicted model, not a curated record. NCBI's taxonomy places the organism in Eukaryota, Viridiplantae, Streptophyta, Magnoliopsida, Proteales, Proteaceae. Bases 630 to 2477 code for a protein of 615 amino acids. The transcript has 4 exons.
CUCUCACUACAACCAUACAGUGAUCACACCUCGCACACUUGUCUCUCUAUUGCUUUUCUCUGCAAAUCUCUGGAGGACAGGAAGGGAGAGAGAGCAGUGCAGAAGAAGAGGUUAUUACACAGAGAAAAAGAAGAGAAGAGAUCUCGAGAAAUUACUCCAAGAGAUCUUUGGGGAUCAGAGUGAUUUAAAGCAAAGGCGGCUAGAGAGAAUUAAAAAGGGAAUGACUUCUGGGCACACGAUAUUUCUCUUUUAUAAUCCAUCGUCGUCAUCAUCAUCAGCCUUUGGCUGGCUGGAAUAGUGGUUUUGACGAAAACCGCUUGGAUCCUUGGUGGGUUUUUUCUGUGGGGGAUGGUCAGGCAGUUUUGUGAGUGUCAGCGAAUUAAAAGAGGUCGGUGCAGAGAACGGCGCUUAGAGACUUAAGAGUGGUCUUGUUGGGUUCUGAGGAGUGGAGUAGUGUGGUUGGGUUGAGUGGGAGUGGUGGUGGUGGUUGUUCACGGAAGCUCUGAGUCUUGAGACUGUAUUGCCGGGUGAAAAAAAGUUGUUUUUACAGUGUUUGGGAGCGGUUUUUGUUUCGGUUUUGAAGUGGAUUUAUUGGGUUUUUGGAGUUUUAUUUUCCACGUAUUGGGGAGAUGAAGUUUAUGAAACUGGGAUCAAAGCCGGAUGCGUUUCAAGCUGAUGGCAACUGUAUCAGGUAUGUAGCAUCUGAACUGGCUACUGAUGUUGUCAUAAUUGUUGGGGAAGUGAAAUUUUAUCUGCACAAGUUUCCUCUGUUGUCCAAAAGCAAUCGUUUGCAAAAGCUUGUGCAGAGAGCCAACGAGGAAAACACCAAUGAAGUCUGCAUGGUCGAUUUUCCAGGUGGACCAAAGGCAUUCGAGAUAUGUGCCAAAUUCUGCUAUGGUAUGACAGUCACCCUCAAUGCUUACAACGUUGUUGCUGCUCGAUGUGCAGCAGACUACCUUGAGAUGACAGAGGAUGUUGAUCAUGGAAACCUAAUUUUCAAAAUUGAGGUUUUCCUAAACUCGAGUGUCUUCCGCAGUUGGAAAGAUUCUAUUAUUGUUCUUCAGACUACCAAGUCUCUUCUACCAUGGUCUGAGAAUCUGAAGGUUGUUGGAAGAUGCAUAGAUUCUAUUGCUUCUAAAACCUCAGUGGAGCCGUCAAAUGUCACUUGGUCAUACACCUAUAACCGGAAGUUAGCAGUGGCAGAUCAGGUUUGUGAGAAUGGGACAAGAUUCCAACAGAAAUUUCAAUCUGUCCCCAAAGACUGGUGGGUUGAAGAUAUAUGUGAGUUGGAUAUUGACCUUUACAAGCGAGUGAUGAUUGCUGUAAAGUCAAAGGGGAGAAUGUCUGCUGAUGUGAUCGGUGAGGCACUCAAGGCAUAUGCUAUCAGAUGGCUGCCGGAUUCUAUUGAUGUAUUGGUUUCUGAUGACUAUGCCCUGAGGAGCAGGUCUUUGGUUGAAACAAUCAUCUGGUUAUUGCCUUCUGACAAGGGUUCUGAAUGUUUGUGUAGUUUCCUUCUGAAGUUGUUGAAAGUUGCCAUCCUGGUCGGAGCUGGUGAUGCACCAAAGGAAGAGCUUUUGAAGAGGAUCAGUUGGCAGUUGGAUGAAGCUACUGUAAAUGAUCUACUGAUUCCGGCACAGCCACCAGAUACUACCAUUUAUGACGUGAAGCUGGUACAGAACAUUGUGAAUCGAUUUAUAAUGCAAGCCCGACGUACUCAGAAUUUGGAAUUUGUUGAGAAACAUGAAAAGGUUUCAGAUAAUUUUGUGUUAGGCAGAGGGUCCUGGAUGAAUGUUGGCAAACUGAUUGAUGGGUAUCUUGCUGAAAUUGCCUCAGACCCAAAUCUCUCUGUCUCUAGCUUCGUUGAUCUCUCACAGUUGAUUCCUGAAUCAGCUAGACCAAUCCAUGAUGGAUUAUACAAGGCCAUAGACGUCUACCUGAAGGAGCAUACUAAUUUGAUGAAAAUCGAUAAGAAGAAGAUUUGUGGACUAAUGGAUGUUAAGAAGUUGUCAAUGGAUGGCUCCAUGCAUGCUGCUCAAAAUGAGCGUCUUCCACUUCGUUUGGUGGUCCAGGUUCUCUUCUUUGAGCAGGCCAGGGCAGCUGCUGGGGGCCUAAAUGCCCCACAAAAUAUUUCUCUUGAGAGUUCACGUUCUACUGCCAAUACUGAAGAAUGGGAGAAGACAGUGCCAGAGCACUGCAAAACACUUAAGAAACAGAUGAGCCAAGUGAAGAUCCGAGACAAUGAGUGCCAGAAAAAUGGGGCGAAGAAAAAUAAAGGCACCAAAAAUAAAGGUGGUGUUGUGUUGCUUCCAUCAAGAUCAAGAAGAUUCUUUGACAAAUUGUGGGUUGGGGUUAAGGGCCAGGGUGAGAACAGGAGCUCUGAGACGUCAGGGAGCUCUCAGAGCCCAACUUCAGUGAAUCCUGGGGAGAACAGAUCUUCUGGUUCCUCCUCAAGACACAGAAGGCAUUCUGUAUCUUGAAGAACUGAGGGAUGUAUAUGUCCUGGUGAAGUUUAGAAGAUUUUACUAUCAGAUCAAAUUGUAAAAAGUGGUGGUAUUACUGAGGCUGAUGUAUGUCCUCUCUUCCUCUGCCAUAUAGUAAUCCAAAAGAAGGUUCUGAAAGAUGUAAUUAGUUUCUUGGAGCCUUUCCUGUGAUACAUCUGCCUGUUUGUGUAAAACAUUGUCUUUCCCAUAGUGCAUUGAUUCAAUAGGAAUUUUUUACCCCUUUCCCUAUUA